UCAUCUCCUAAAUCACCUCCUGAUUCAUCUCCUUCCUCAGUAUUGGCAAAACUUUGGAAUGUGGAGGAAAAAGAAGUGCCUAAAUUAUUUGCUAGAGAGGAAACUUUAAUUAAGGGAAACCUUCAAUUAAUUCCAUUACUUGAUGAGUCAAUUUAUGGCGGAUCUUAUAUAAAUUUAAAAGCAAAUAAAAUAAUUAUCAAUACAAUAGACCCAUCAAAGAAAGGAAUCAUAACAAAUAAUAAAACAAUAAAACCUUAUCUAAAUUUCUUGUCAUUUGUACAAGUUAACAAUUCUUUAGCUAAAUUGAAUAACACUUAUGAAAAAUUAAUUAGAUUAGCAAGACAUUACAAAGUAAAAGACGUUAUGAUAAGUAACGAAUACAAAAAAAAUAAUAUAGUCAUAUAUUUAAAUAAUACUGAUGAUAAAGCAAACAAAGCAUUUAUCAACAGUGCCAAAAAACUUGACCCAAUUCCGAUCAUAGCCUACAAUAAGAAAAUCAAAAAAAGAAGCCUACAUAAUUCAUCAUCCUUAAAAUCUCGUCAAAUUACCAUUCCACUCUUAGGCGGAAGUCACAUAGGUCACCCUCAUGCCGAAUGUACUGUAGGUUUCUGGGUGCAUUUUAGAGGAACAUAUUACAUAACGACUUGCGGGCACUGUAUAACCAACGGUAUUACGAAUGCUGAAGGGCAAUAUAUUUUUGAUUAUAAAGGUAUAAAUCCACCUGAAUAUAUUGGGCCAAUGACUAUGUACGAUCUCUCGGGAGUUGAUAGAGGAUUCAUUUAUCCAGAUAAUCCUAAAUUUGUCAAAAGUCCAUAUAUAAAAAAUCCAGAAUUUCGAGUGCAACCAGAAUUAGCGAUUGCCGAUACUACACCUAUAGCAGGUAAUUCUAUUAUUGGAGCUACAGUAUGUACUAUAGGUGCUUUAAGUAAUUUAAGAUGUGGUAAUGUAAAAACUGGAGAUAUGACAGAGUUUGUAAGAGAGCAUGAAAUUGAGAAUAUGAUUGUAACGACCCGGAUGACACAACAUGGUGAUAGCGGUGCACCUGUGUUUAGAUUUAUCGAACUGUUUUCUUUAUCAGCCCCACUAAAGGUUCAUCUUAUCGGAAUGCAUAAUGCUGAAGGUUUUAUGGCUGAAAGUGAAGACAGUCCAGAAGUAAUCCCUAUAUCUACACAUAUGCCACUAUAUAAAAUUUUAAAAAAUGAUAUGUCUGUUUUUACAAUUUACGAUGCCGAUCCACAAUAA
Messenger RNA from Racocetra persica, 1242 nucleotides. The record is from the annotation of a GenBank genome assembly. Lineage: Eukaryota; Fungi; Glomeromycota; Glomeromycetes; Diversisporales; Gigasporaceae.